AUGUCAUCUUCCAACAACAUCUUCUCGCUCUCGGGCCAGUCCCUUAAGCUCGACACUGCCGAGCACAUCGAGCCCCACCUCAAACCCUUGAUCGCCUCGAAUACAGUCACAGAAAUCCACCUUGGUGGCAACACACUCGGCGCUCCAGCCUGCGAGACUCCUCGCCUCACGCUCUCGUCCCUCCUCACGGCCCUCCUUGAAUUGCCGAACCUACAUACCGUCGAUCUUUCUGAUAAUGCAUUCGGCCUGAACACGGUGGAGCCCCUUGUCGAUUUUCUGUCGAGACAUGUGCCCCUGCAACAUCUCAUAUUGCAGAACAACGGUCUGGGUCCCAACGCGGGUACACUGAUCGCCCACGCCUUGACCGCCCUCGCCGAGCGCAAAGAAGAGGCCAGAAAGUCUGGAAAGACGGUACCAGACUUAGAGACGGUAAUAUGCGGCCGCAAUCGGCUCGAAAGUGGCUCGAUGUCUGCGUGGGCUAAAGCAUACCGAGCGCACCGGAAGGUCAAGACGGUCAAGAUGGUGCAGAACGGUAUACGCCAGGAUGGGAUCAGCCUGUUAUUGACAGAAGGAUUGGUUUGGUGCCAAGAGCUUGUAGUACUGGAUUUGCAAGACAAUACUUUUACGAUUACCGGAGCCAGGUCAUUAAGUCAAGUUGUUGAGGGAUGGAAGCAGAUCAGAGAGCUGGGGAUUGGCGACUCUCUAUUAGGCAGCAGAGGUGCCGUUUUGUUCGCUGAGGCCCUAGGCAAGGGAAACAAUGGGCUGCUAGGAGUCGCGGCGAACGAUAAGCUGGUGAAGCUGAGGAGGGUGGAGCUGAAUGGGAACAAGUUUUCCGAGGACGAUGAGCCUGUGGAAGGGUUGAGACUGCUGUUGGAGGAGCGGAAGGAGAAGGCAGGCGACGCAGAGGGGGAAUGGGGAUUGGAUGAAUUGAGCGAUCUGGAGGAGGAGAGCGAUGAGGAAGAUGAAGAUGAAGAUGAGGACGAUGACGACGAAGCAGAAAGAGAGGAGCAAGAGGAAGCGGAGCACAAGAGGGAAGGUAUCUUGAAGGAUGCGGACCAAGAAGAGGCCCAGAAAGUCAGCCAGAAGAAGGAUGAUGAUGUGGACGCUCUGGCGGAUUCCUUGGGCAAGACCGAGAUCUAG
Molecule: messenger RNA, 1140 nt
Organism: Letharia columbiana
Lineage: Eukaryota; Fungi; Ascomycota; Lecanoromycetes; Lecanorales; Parmeliaceae
Exons: 3
Coding region: 1-1140 (379 amino acids)
Biological process (GO): activation of GTPase activity; nucleocytoplasmic transport
Cellular component (GO): nucleus; cytosol; perinuclear region of cytoplasm
Molecular function (GO): GTPase activator activity; small GTPase binding
Source: RefSeq, a predicted model, not a curated record